AUGUUAAAAAUCGAACAGUAUGGCGGUUAUGGGGGUUAUGGUGGAGGAAUUGGAGGUGGAUUUAAUAGUGAAGCAUCAGGUUGGUUGCUGCACUUGAAGAAGACCUUUUAUGGUGGCUCUUAUGGUGCUUUGCAAACAAAUGGUCAUCGACGACAAGGGCGCUACCGACGACAAGUGAUUCGAGUGCCAGGUCAAGGGCAAGGACAAGUACGCCAAGUUCGUCAACGUUUGCCGACGCCUGAACCGGAUACAUUAGAAAGAGUUUAUAUACAAAGUUCCGGGCAAGAAAUAAUCGAAGAAAUAACUGAAAUUCCAACUACUCCACCACCUCAAGUACACGAAAAAACCAUUGUUGAACCUUCAGGACCACCGCAGGUUAUUAGAAAAGUUAUACGCGUACCACCAAGAAGUGGAGGAUAUUCCCAAGGAGGAUACGCUCAGCAGGGAGGCUACAGUGGUAGUGGAAGUUUUGGAACGAUAGGACAAGCACAAGCGAACUAUGGUGGUUAUGGAUCUUACGGAUCAGGUUCAGGAGGAUAUGAACAAUAUGGGCCAGGAUACACCCAAAAUUAUGCUCAACAAGUUGUUCCUUCUUAUUCAAGCGGCCAUACAAUACAAAGCUAUGCACCAAGUAAUUUUGGGCAGGGGCAACAGUUAUACGGUGGAUAUCCACAAUAUGGUGGACAACAACAAACUAGUUCAUUUUACGGAUAUCAGCAGCAACAAAGACAUGUACAACCGCCCGUGGGCGUGUCGCCUGCUUUUUGCUUCUAUGUCUAA
Molecule: messenger RNA, 780 nt
Organism: Didymodactylos carnosus
Lineage: Eukaryota; Metazoa; Rotifera; Eurotatoria; Philodinida; Philodinidae
Source: the annotation of a GenBank genome assembly